CCUGUCAAUUUGACCAGAAGGCCUUGAGGAGGUUUAACUUUGGAGUCAUUCGUCUACCUUCCUACCACUUCACGCCAUGGGUUCGCUUCAAGUGUUUGCUCUUUUCGCCUACUUUCUGGCAGCUUUCUCAACCAGAGAUUGUGCUGGUAGUGCUGCUGUUGCUCAAGACUACAUCGCUUUUGAAGGCAACGUCGAACUCUACGCUGGUGCCUAUUACGACCACAAGCUUCUCAGUAUCGACAUCUACAUGCCGAACCGGUGCUACAAUAUCAACUGCACCAAUAUCGACGAUAAGACAGCGUCAGCGAGAUGGUCCGGGCUGCCAACAACAGGAUGGGCUGGAAGGGCAUUCAUCACCUUCUACGCCGACACAGGCUGCAAGGGAAGCAAGACGUCAUCGCUAUUACCACACAAUGGUGGCGUUCGAGAGUUUGUUUCAAACGUCCAAGGUGAUAUUUCUUCCUUCAUGGUGCGAUCAGAGUCCAGGAAAAAACGACACGGAUCUGCAAAUGUUUGCGACUGGAAAGGUGCCGACGUUGACGGAGGCUCGGUGUCUGAAGCUGACAACGAUAAAAGCGUCAAAGAUGAAUCAAAGGACUGGUAA
Phytophthora nicotianae INRA-310 is the source of this 604-nucleotide messenger RNA. RefSeq lists its product as hypothetical. The record is from RefSeq and is a predicted model, not a curated record. The transcript has a single exon. Bases 77 to 604 code for a protein of 175 amino acids. Lineage: Eukaryota; Oomycota; Peronosporomycetes; Peronosporales; Peronosporaceae.